Messenger RNA from Lynx canadensis (Canada lynx), 951 nucleotides. Its product is annotated as olfactory receptor 10J1-like. Gene Ontology annotation, cellular component: membrane. Lineage: Eukaryota; Metazoa; Chordata; Mammalia; Carnivora; Felidae. The record is from RefSeq and is a predicted model, not a curated record. Gene Ontology annotation, biological process: G protein-coupled receptor signaling pathway. Gene Ontology annotation, molecular function: olfactory receptor activity; G protein-coupled receptor activity.
CAUUUCAGAUUUAGCGACCCCUCCAUGGAGAGAGGGAACCACACUCUCAUAACUGAGUUCGUCUUGCAGGGUGUCUCCAGCUUCCGCGAGCACCAGCUCGGCCUGUUUGUCGUGUUCCUUGCACUGUACGUCGUGACCCUGGCCGGCAACGCGGUCAUUGUGACCAUCAUCCGAACGGACCCUCACCUGCACACGCUGUACUUCUUCCUGAGCAUGCCGUCCUCCUCAGAGACCGUAUAUACACUCGUCAUUCUCCCAAGGAUUCUCUCCAGUCUCGUAGGUACGAACCGGUCCAUCUCACGGGCAGGCUGUGCCACCCAGAUGUUCUUUUUCGUAACCUUUGGCAUCACUAACUGCUUCCUGCUCACGGCGAUGGGGUACGACCGCUACGUGGCCAUCUGCAACCCCCUGAGAUACUCCGUCGUCAUGAACAAGAGGGGGUGUGUGCAGUUGGUGGGGGGCGCCUGCGGCAUUGGGCUGAUCGUGGCGACGACGCAAGUGACAUCUGUGUUCAGGUUGCCUUUCUGUGCUACGAAGGUGGCCCACUUCUUCUGUGACAUCCGACCUGUAAUGACGCUCUCCUGCGUCGACACCUCGGUCAACGAGACCCUGACCGUGAUCAUCAGCGUGCUGGUGCUCGUGGUCCCCACGGGCCUGGUCUUCAUCUCCUACGUCCUCGUCGUCUCCACCAUCCUCAAGAUCCCCUCCGCCCGGGGCCGGAAGAAGGCCUUUGCCACCUGCGCCUCUCACCUCACGGUGGUCGUCGUCCACUACGGCUGCGCCUCCGUCGCCUACCUCAAGCCCAAGUCGGAGAACACCAGGGAUCAGGACCGGCUGAUCUCGGUGACCUACACCGUCAUCACCCCCCUGCUGAACCCGGUGGUGUACACCCUGAGGAACAAGGAGGUCAAGGAUGCUCUGCUCCGGGCCGCUGGCAGGAAGCUUUCCUGA